UUUUAUUUUUCUCUAGUAUCAUACCAGUACCAAAUAUCCAGAUAACACAAUUAUUAUUCUGUUUAAUUGCACGAUUCUAUUAUAAUAUUUCAUCAAUUCAAUAACAUUCUUCCAACGCCCAAGUUUAUGUCAAGGAUUCCUCUUUUAUAAUUUUCUAAAUUGUUCGUCUUUUAAUACGUUUUUCUUGGAACAAAUAUUGAGAAAAUGUUACAUUUGGGACGUGGUGGAGUACGUUUUGCCAGUUCAACAGCUGCAGCAACGGCAGAUACUAAAGCAGCCAAGAUUUUGGAUUCAAUAAUAAGAGUAAAUCAUGCUGGAGAAUUGGGUGCUGAUAGAAUUUACGCCGGACAAAUGGCUGUUUUAGGAAAAUCAUCAGUGGGUCCAACAAUUGAACACAUGUGGGACCAAGAGAAAAAACACAGAGAAAAAUUCGAAGAGCUAAUUCGAAAGUACAGAGUAAGACCCACAGCCUUGCUUCCAAUAUGGAAUGUUGCGGGAUUUGUUUUGGGUGCUGGUACUGCGCUUAUGGGUGAGAAAGCUGCUAUGGCUUGCACAGUAGCUGUUGAAACGGUUAUUGUUGAACAUUACAAUGAUCAAUUACGAGCAUUGAUGGAAGAAAAAAAUCAAGACGAUGUUGAUCAAGAAUUAUUGGAGACGAUUAAAAAGUUUCGCGACGAAGAACAGGAACAUCAUGAUACGGGAAUAGAUCUUGGUGCUGAACAAGCUCCGCUUUAUGAUGCGCUGACAAAAAUUAUCAAAGCCGGAUGUAAAACUGCUAUUGCGAUAUCUAAGGUCGUAUGAAUUUUUUUUGCAUCUGUUUAUAUUUUUAUUUAAUUGAUACUAACUGAAGACUUGAAGACUGGUGUUGAUGAAAUCUUAUAUUGUAUAUAGUAUUCAAAUUACUUAUAAAGUAUGAAAAUAAAUUAAAACAUACAAGAUAAAAUAAAUUAUGUUUAUCUUAUUGAAA
Messenger RNA from Cotesia glomerata, 967 nucleotides. It is a transcript of the gene Coq7, whose product is annotated as 5-demethoxyubiquinone hydroxylase, mitochondrial. NCBI's taxonomy places the organism in Eukaryota, Metazoa, Arthropoda, Insecta, Hymenoptera, Braconidae. The transcript has 3 exons. The record is from RefSeq and is a predicted model, not a curated record. Gene Ontology annotation, biological process: determination of adult lifespan; regulation of gene expression; ubiquinone biosynthetic process. Gene Ontology annotation, molecular function: 3-demethoxyubiquinol 3-hydroxylase activity. The coding region runs from base 205 to 801 and encodes 198 amino acids. Gene Ontology annotation, cellular component: mitochondrial inner membrane; nucleus.